Molecule: messenger RNA, 279 nt
Organism: Pogonomyrmex barbatus (red harvester ant)
Lineage: Eukaryota; Metazoa; Arthropoda; Insecta; Hymenoptera; Formicidae
Source: RefSeq, a predicted model, not a curated record
AUGCCACUGCCAUAUGCCCGUUGCGAAAACUAUGUUGAAAACGUUAUACCUUUAUAUAUAGAUAAAGAAUUCCAAAUGCAUUUUCAUAAAAUAAAACGGAGUACUUUCCAAUUUUUAUUAGAGUUGCUAAGACCCAAACUCAGCAAACAGAGCAAAAGAUUUGGCAGAGAACCAAUUUUACCUGAGAAACAACUACUUAUUGCAAUAUGGACAUUGGCUACACCAAAUUUAUAUAGAUGUAUUUCAGACAGAUUUAAUGUAGGUAAAGGCACUGCAUGA